AUGUUUCGUGAAUUAGAGGCUCUCCACCAAUGGUAUACGUGGAAGACUGAGCUCGGUAAGACCUACAAGGACAGCUACGAGGAGGAUCUGCGCAGAAGCAUAUUUAUGGCUAAUAUGCGAUUCAUCGAGGAACAUAAUAACCGAUUUCAGCAAGACCUGGAAACAUACGCCAUGGCAGCCAAUCAAUUCACCGAUCUUACUCCGCGAGAGUUUUCGGCCCUGUAUCUGCACAAAAUGCAGACACUGCUACCGCCCGCUGCGUUACAGCGUCCUCGAAUCAGCCUCCGACUUGAGGACCUGCCAGCCCAGGUGGACUGGCGCAACAUGGGUGCGGUAACACCGGUGAAGGACCAGGUAUUUCAAGGUUUACUUUGGCAGCUUUCCCUUAAAAGGCUCCGUAUUUAGGAUUUGUGAUUACUUAAGUUUCUACUUUAAACUGAACUGAAAUGACUCUCUCUCAAAAAUUGCCUUAAAGGCAGUCAUAGGCGAUAUAAGUAAAGGUUCAAUUGGGCUAUCAUUUUACUGAUCCGGAGAACUGAACUGUAACUUGCUAGCGCGUAGAAAAGAGGUCGGAGACAGUCGGAGGAAGUAUCCGUGUGGUUAUCGACAUCUCGUGGAUGCGCCUUGGAAGGACUGACUGAAAAUGUAGAUCCACAGUAGGUAAAAUCUCGUUUCCCUACGGUAGACCUAGCAGUCUCUCUAAAAAUACCUUACUUAUUUUAAAUAGGCCCGUUUGUUACCAUUAUAGCCAUAUUUUUACCAAUAGGGAGACUUGAGUGGCUGACAGCUCUUCGCACCCAAGUGUCUUGUGCGUAUUUAAAAACCCACGCUGUGUAUUAACGAGGCAUCUAGAAACCGGACUCCAUCCUCUUGUCUGGAUUUUCGGUCGAAGUAUACUUUUCCCCUCCCCUGAAAAACAUUCGUUUUAGCAAGGCGCGGUAGGGUUAAAAAGAACCUUUGCAUGCGUCUUCAGUCACUCACACUGAAAACCAGUAUCAAGUGCAGCUUGGAAACAUUACAUUAGAAAGCGUCAGUCAUGCUGCUUUCAGAAACAGCAAAGUUGUCUAUGGUCUGUCAGUCAGACUGAGGUCAUAAAUUUUUUUAGAGGCAUCAGCAGUGUAUUUAAAGUAAAUCCCCGCCCAUCUACUUUGCAUAGCGAUAACUUAUGGUCACUGCUGGUGCAGCAGUCAAGACACUUGCGAAUGAACAGGCCGAUUCCGAGAUGGGCAACGCAUACUCUUUGAAAUGCCCCAUGUCUGUUACGAAAGGUGCCUGCUUUCCCCAAUGUAUUUUGAAUCGCAGCUUUCAAUGUCAUCUCAGACCCUCAGAUGGGCGCGGAGUGAUAUAAAUUCUACUUGUUUGAUUUCAGUAGACAGUUUUAUUACAUUGGUCGCGCGAUGUAAUGCCCUUGACAGCACAGGUACUGCCUUUCGGCAAUUUACUAAUACUGCGCGGUUAUUCCGCAGUUGAUGAUGGACUUCAACCCACAUACUCAUUUAAAAUUUCAUGCUGAGUCCACAAGUCUCAAAUGGAUUGAUUUAGCCCAACUUAAAGGAUGAAAUUUUUAUUACAAAUUUUUAGGGAGCCUGUGGAUCUUGCUGGGCGUUUUCGGCGACUGGAGCGGUGGAAGGCCAACUGAAGUUGCAAAAAGACGAGUUGAUCAGUUUAUCAGAACAACAGCUGGUGGACUGCAGUUGGCCGGAAGGCAAUGAAGGCUGUAAUGGCGGCUUGAUGGUCCAAGCUUUUGAAUAUUUCCUCCAUCACGGCAGUGAGUCUGAAGCCGCUUACCCCUACAUGGCCAGGGUAAGUCUGAAUUGGUUCUUUUCGUAUCAUGUCGUACGUGUUGACAUUCGAACGCUGAAAAAUGCAUGGAAGAUUUUCAUGGAAAUUCAGGAAUUACCACUGAAAUCCUUAAAUAUGCCUCCAGGAAGAUUAUAAAAACUGAUUUAAAGUAGGCGGAUAUAUCAUGGUAAGUUGACUUUGCACAGAGGAUCUUCACGCUCACCUACUAAUCGCUCUAGGACAACAUAGAUACCUUUCAUCACAUAUAUAAAGAGUUCUUUGAUGCAUAAAAGAGUGGUUAAUUGUCUUAGGAUGCAAUAACAUGGCACAUAUUCCGUUUGGUCAUCCUAGGAGGAAUACAGUAUUUUCGUAUUCUGGCUUUUGGAGGCAUUGAAGGAAUUUUUACAAGUCGCUCCUCGCAGUUCAGAGGUCAUAGAGCGAUUGUUUGAAUGCCUUUGCAAUCUCCCGUCGGGGGAUUUAUUGAGCCUCCUUUUUAAGAAUGACAAAUGCUCCAACCACACCAAAAUGUAAGUAUUUUUUGAACGUCUGUUCAUGCCAACAUACAGUAGGUGGGCUAACUCAUGAAAUGCCAACCGAAAUUCCGAAAUGCGCUUUUAUUUCGAAAAGCUUAUUUAAGUAGUGUUGUAAAACUAGUCAGCCUGCAACGUACUUCUAGAAUAUUUCAUUUACCCCGGGAUUCCAGUUUUCGAAUGAACUUCAUUCCGGCUGCAUGCAAAAACUACACUCAGCAAAAAGUGACUACUUCAGUAGCAUGAAUUUUUCUCAUUGUUUUUCGAUGCCUUUAAAAAUUCAAUUAUUUUUCAUAGAAAACAUGCACAAAACUAUUCAUUCCUUUGUUCAUUCGGUAGGCAAUUACAGUGUGUGACCGAUCAUAUGAAAUGUUGACGAAAUUCUGAAAUGUGCUUUCGAUUAGGAAGGAUUACUUAAGUGGGGUUGUAAUAUUGAUUAGCAUGCAACAUUGUCCUAUAGCAUUUCGGACUCACCAGGAUGUCAGCUUUUGGAUGCACUCAUUUCUGGUCUCUUGCAGAAACCGCGGUCUGCAAAAAUGACGACUUAAUUAGCAUGCGUUUUUAGUAUUGAUUUUCGAUGUUCUUACAAAUUCAAAGAUAUUUUAUCGAAAACGUGCACAAAAUAUGCCUUAUUUUGCUCGUUCGGUAGAAAAUCACACCGUCUUCAUAUUUAUGGCCCGAAGAAAGUGUAUAUUUCGGUUUUAAAAAAGUUCCUGUUUGUGAGUUUUUCAAGACCUUGCGAUGUCCAUAUACACAACAUCGUACACGUCCGUUUACCAAGGCUUCUCAUGAAAUGUACAACGCAAUAUAAGGUGACUUCUUAAAGGCGUAGAGGAAUGUAUGAUUACCCUUAAGCGGAAAGCAUGCAUCUUGUAAAAUGAAAUCGCUAAACGCUAAUGCAAUGACAGAUCUGGCUUAAAAGUAUUUGGGAAUUGGAAAACUUGUUCAAAAUCAAAAUACACACUGUCUUCGGGUCUAACAUAUGAAGAUGGUGUGAUUUUAUACUGAACGAGUAAAAUAAGGCAUACUUUGUGCACGUUUUCUAUAAAAUAUCUUCGAAUUUGUAAGACAAUCGAAAAUCAAUACGAAAAUCGCAUGCUACUUAAGUAGUCAUUUUUGCCGAUCGCGUUUCUACAGGAGACCAGAAAGGAGUGCAUCCGAAAGCCGACGUCCUGGUGAGUCCGAAAUACUAAGGAUUGUGUUGCAUGCUAAUCAGUAUGACAACCCCACCUAAGUACUCCUUCCUAAUCAAAAACACAUUUCAGAAUUUCGGCCAACAUUUCAUGUGAUCGGUCACGCACUGUACGUCUUCUUUAAAUCUUAUGCUCAAAAGGAGAGUAUAAUUCGGUUUUCAAAAACCUUUCCAAUUCCCGAAUAAUUUUGAACCCACUCUACCGUUUCACGUGGAUUCAGGGUUUCCAAACUACGAGCCGUAUAUUUUCUGCGUACGGAGAACCACACAUUUCUCUAUGGUAAUAAAGGGAAACCAUAUACGGUUCAUAAAAUUUAACAGCGAAUUUGAUCAGUAGUGUUGACUUUACAAACCACAUCGGUAAAUACAGAGACAUGACGAUUUAUGAACCGUCAUUUCACGGUAUUUAAAAGUCCCUGAAUUAGACAUUUUUUAAAACCGAAUUAUGUCUCUCGUUCGGGUAUAAAAUUAGAAGAAGACGCAAUUUUCUACCGAAUGAGCAAAAUAAUGAAUAUUUUUAUGCAUGUUUUGAUGAAAGAUAAUUGGACUUCCAGGCGCAUCGAAAAUCAGUAAGGAAAAUUCAUGCUCCUUCCGCUCCUUUUGACUGAGCGUAGUUUUUGCAUGCAGCCGGACUGAAGUUCAUUCGAAAGCCGGCAUCCUGGGGUAACUGAAAUUUUAUAGAAUUGUGUUGCAGGCUGAUUAGUUCUAUAGCCCUACUUAAUUGAUCAUUUCGAUACGAAAAUGCAUUUCGGAAUUUCGGUUGACAUUGAACCCACUGUAGGAAGAAGGGGAAAAUAGCUGUGGAGGAAUAUGUAAUAGGUGAUGGAACUAAUGAACUACGCGUAAGCUAACGUAAAACGUCAAAAUAAACGUAGACUGAUUUAUAUGCAUAAGUCAAAUCUCCCACUUAAUGUUAAAUGACUUUCACUCAAACGUAAAGAUAAUGGAAGUGUUGAAAAUGAUACUGCAUGAACAAAAAUGACGUUUUCUCCGGAAAAUCUGAAAAGCCGAAUGGUCAACUAUUCGUAUAAAUGUUCAAAAACUAUUUACAUAAGUACGUAAAUCCUGCCCAUGAAACCGAAUGAGAAAAUUACACAGCUCUCAAAAGUCUCCUUACACUCGUUAAGUAAAUAUCCUCCAGGAAUUAUUGUAACCUGCAGUGUGACAGUUAACUGUGUUCUGAAAUGGCAUUGCUAAAGUUCAAUUGGUAUAUAGCUGGCUGAUGACUGUAUAUAAACGGGAAAUGCAAUUCUGCCGUCCCUGUCUUUGUCCGUGCCGGUGGAUGCGCUUCCGUUACAGCCGGGUACACAGGCCGUGUGCGUGGUUACUCAGUGACUUGUGUCAUCCUUCUUUUUCUGACCCACUUUUGUUGUUGGUUAAAAUUCUGGCCAAGUGCUUGUUGUGAACCAGAAGGCAUGGCGAUAUUCCUAGAUGCGGGUCCGGUCAUGCCAGACGCCUGCGCCCUCUCUUGCCUCCUGUAUUCUCGACUCUGUCUUGACACUGGGCCCAGAUGGGAGAGGGGGAGAGAGUGCGGUAGAUGCUUUGCAAGUCCACUGCCGCUAUGAGUUAAUUUACGCGACACUUCGGUAGCUCCAGGGGGCGUAUGGAUACGCUUUCCGUUUGUGUUUAGUAACGCACUUUAGAAAAUCAACAGCGUAACUUAGGCAUUUCACAUGAAAGGGAUUGCGCGAAAAACCACUGUUUUAUUACUGACCUACCUUUCUAGUCCACCAAACGGAAGUGGAACAGUUAACUCGUGGUAGAUAGAAACAUGCGAAAAUCAUUUAAAAGUCUUUAGAAGAGUGUAGGAGAAUCGUUAAUCGUUAUGUCACGAUAAUUUCUUGGAAACUAGAUGUCUUAAUCCUCGUUGCACGGACUGAUAUUGAAGCAUCAGUAGAUAGGCAGAACGUCGGAUGCAGGCAAAUCGAGGAUUACUGAGAUCAAGUUAUUUCAUGGGACGUGUUGACUGCCCAGAUAGUUAAGAUACCAUCGUAUUCUGAAUCCUGGCAAACUUUGGUAAUUGGGCCACAACUUUUCCCUCUAUUUCCCUAGGAAAACUCCUCAGUUUUAGCCCAGGAAAUGGAUUGCUCGACAAAGUGAAACUUAUUCGUCCAUCCGCGCUAUUUAGUGGAGUUUUCUACCGACUGCAUUCCUAUAUCCUUUAGGCAGCAUAAGUUAAUUGCUCGGCUCGAUGGUACUGAAAUCUACCGUAAAAAAAGUUUUAUCGAAACGAAUAGGAGCAUUGGAAUGGCCGUUUCUGGUUCACCUGCUUUCAUCAGUCAACCAUACGUCAACUGUAGUUUGUGCACCUACGAGUUGAAUCCAAUGACCCUGUUUUUGUCGACAGAACUUCUCGGUUAUUGGUUGUUACUUGCAGUGGGGUGACUGCCUAAGUGUGUUGUAGGUGCAUGGCUUUAAGGCAAAAUGGGCCUGCCUAUUUCUGUCUUGCAAGUCGAGUAUAUCAAUAAAUAAUGAUAUUUCUACUUUUGCCUACAUUGACCCAUGGUGUUUGAGGAACUUUUUGUUGAAAAAUUUACCUAUAUCAUGAUAAAGUUGUCUUCUAUUUCGCAACUCCCUUGACCCUAGAAUUCUCAAUGUCAGUACCGCCAGUCAGAAGUGGUUGCAAAUGUGCUGGGCUACGAGACCAUAGAAGAAGGCAAUGAGACGGCUCUGAUGGAGGCUGUUGCCAUAACUGGACCGAUCUCCGUGGCUAUUAAUGCUGGCUUGCCGGGUUUCAUGUUUUAUAGGUAAGUAAGGCGCGCAGAUAACUGAUGGCACCUACGUCAACCAACUAAAUCGCCUUCAUCUCAGUUCCGAAUGGGUGUGUUUUUGUGGACUGCGAACUGCAGGAAGUAGUAUGAUUUCAUUGUUUCUGAAAGCGGCUGGCACAACUGUAUGCCUCGCAAAAUCUCGAGGCAGUUAAGAUUGUGCACUGUCGAAUAUUUUGGGAUGCGGAUGAUGAAAGACAGCCUUCUGGAAGCCCUCUUGAGUGGAAUGAAUCGCGUGAAAUGAAAGGGAAAUCGGAGUGAACAGUUUGUGCCAAUAAAGGCCAAUAAUGGUUCCUGGCAUUUUUUCAGUUAGAAAAAAUUAAGCCAAACCAAUUUCCAUUAAAAUGCAACCGAUUGUUAGAUACUGAUAUCGAGGAAAAUAGGCCACUGUUAAACCUGCAGGUAGGGUGUGAUAAGUGAGUACGAUCAGUGGGGAUUUGAAAUCAUGUAGGAAUACCCCACCUUUCCAGGAAUGGCGAUGACUGAUAGGAUUCAUAGGUUCGGCUUCCCGACUAAAUAAACAUUACUAUUUGUGAAGUACAACGAUUUUAGUAGCUUAUUUACUAUGAUUACACAAGGACGUCCACUCAUUCCUGAAAGAAAUGACAGAACGAACAAUACGUCCAAAAAUUACGUUCUCUUAAGACCUUGUAUUCGAAAACUUAAAACAAUUUCCCACAUUAGACGUUCGGUAAUGCAAAUAUUUUGCUGCAUAAUGAACAUUUCGCAAGAGUUCAAGGUUUACCGAUUAUUCCGUUUCAUGCCCUUCUUAAUGUUUCUGAAACUAUAAAUACUGACACCGAGGAAUCAGCGGAACAACCAGCAGUGGGUUAACGAAACCCAAGAAUAGUAGGCCAUACGUGUGUUCACUUGAAGGAUACAAGGGAUCACUGGUCUGUGAGUCUCUUAGACUAGAAGCUUCCCUUCAUUAAAGCGAUACAUCUUAAUGGGCGGUUUCUGCCCACGAGAUGAUUGUUUGCCGACAUAGGCACUCUCAGUCGUUUCGAGGAAAAGUGUUUAAUCGCAUACAAUCAACGACGACCACCUGCAGACUGCAUUUUUAACGUUGCGAGGUCGUGGUAGAUGAUGGGAAAGAUUGCCAACUGAAAGUCGGAAUACCGGAUUAAAUGGGACGAAAUGUUUACUCGAGUAUUACUAUCAACCCAAAAGUAUAUCAGACAAUAAGAACAUACUACCGAUGAGGAGUAGGAAAACUGAGAUCGCCGUUUCUAACUUAGAUGCAGUGAGUCAGAGGUUUGGCGCCAUACUGUCGAGCUCAAGUGAGCGGUAACUCGAACCUUGUAUACCCUUGGCCUUGGGUUGGAGAAAGGUCCACUUACGACGGAAAAAUAAGUCAGGAAUGUCCACUGCAGUCUCUCUCACCUUUUUCGAUGAUGCUUCUUUAUCAUUGCCCGCUCAACGGGGACAGCCUAUAAGGCCAAUAGUACAAGCCCCCAAUACAUGACGGAAUGCCCUUAUUUCUUUCCAAAAUCGGUGAAGGCUCCACCUAUGGGAUUUUGAAUGCGUAAGGAUUUCAGUCAAUGAGUUGCGACGUGUACUGUGUGUGUGCAGCACAGAGAGCUUAUGUUCCCGUCAGCAUUCUAGCCGGUGGUAUCAUCAAACGCCUUCAAAUAACCAGCAAUACAGCAACAUAGCGGGCAGUUUUGUUAACAUGUUCUUGACUUUGGGAGACAGAAAAGUGAAUUAUUAGAUGGAACACUUCUCUCUUUCAGUCACGGUGUAUACUCCAGCAGGCACUGUAACCCUCGCUACCUGGAUCAUGCGGUUCUGGCCAUUGGCUACGGCGACUUGGAUGGCCAACCUUACUGGCUCGUGAAAAACAGUUGGGGUGAUGGCUGGGGUAUGGAGGGCUAUAUUCUUAUGGCUAAAGAUUCCCAUAAUAUGUGUGGAAUCGCCAGCAUGGCCAGCUAUCCAAUCCUCUGAACCUCUUACUGGAUUUCUACGAUCAAAAAGUAGGAACAUCCUCAUUUUUCCAGCACUUUUCCCGAAAAUAAUCAAACAAUAAUCUCCGACUGUUCUCAGAACAAUGAUUCUAUAAUAAAAGGGAUUCUUAUCUGCUGUCAGUGUAGUGUCCACUUUUUCCUUCUGCUAAUGCCAUUGAAAUGACAAGAAAGAAAACAACAGUUUCAGCAUUACCCAGAACUCCACACGCAGGGUUUGGCAAUCGACGUUUGGGAGAAGUCUCGAGUACAACGGGCAUAGUUGAGAGUCAGUCAACCAAUAUGGCUCUCGAUACAAGGGAACUGCCGACAAUGGCAUUCGUUUGCCUGCGUAUUUUUCAGAGAAUUAUCACUACGCUUCAGGUGAUAAACACUUUAGCAAAGCACUCGAGAAGUUAAUUCGCAUAUAUUAAUCGAUACGGUAAAUCCGGUUCCAAACGCCCGUGUUCGUAUUCUGCACUGCACAUGGAGUAGCAGUGAAAUUUGUUUUGUUAUGUUUCUAAUAACAGUAAGGGUCAAGAGUCCCAACGCAUUCCGGCCGACUUUAGGCUGCCAAAUAACGUGACUGCGAGGAGUUCGGCUAAUCCAAGGGUCCUUUGACGUACCGCGAGCCAGUGUUUAAUUAGAAACCUAAAAUAAGUCCACGAAAACUUAUGCACUGAACCUCAACAUGAAGGGAGCGCAAGCCUUACUCGAAACCGCAAGAAGACUAGAUAAAAGAAACCGUUCGAAUGAAGUUGAACUAGCCCAACACGCUCCUCCCAAGGGAGGGAAAGUUGUUCAAAAACCUCUCUGUUAAUGUUUCUUUCUGCCAAACAGUGAACAGGGUCGCCUGUUCGAAAACGCUUUCAUUGGGAUUCGGAAACAGGGGAGCUCGAUGCGUUGUUUUCACGAAUUCCGCUCAGAGUUCCCAGUCUCCAGUAGCUUUUGGUCUGUCCUGUUAGCGACCCGUGCAUGUUCCCUCGCACAAAAUCAGGGGCAUAACCCGUCUAAAGGCUGUGUGUUGGAACCCGACAAAUCUGAUGCUCCCUCCACACCUCCAGCUUGCUCGGCAGCUCCGGUUCCAGUCUUGUCAUAACUUGACUUGUAUAGUCCCGGAAGCAGUUCAAUCUUGAAACCUAGUGGGUAUGGUCAGAUUUCUUAAAGGCAUUGGAACGCGUUUGGUUCUGAUCUAUCACUCCGAGUGGGUCCAUUGAAAGCGCUGGCACUAGCCCUUCUGCAAGGCCCUCUGUCCCCUCACAAGCCUGUUUGGUGGAAGUGGAGAAUGUAGAAGUUCUGGUGAACGCUUAUUUUCAGGUUCUCGUGUUGGAGUACGCAAACAUAGCCUUGUGAAAUCCUGAGAAUAACUACUGCAUAUUUGUCGAGCCCCUAGCCCACAAUUAACUCGAGGUUCCUCUCGUUAGCGGCGGAUAUGAUUAUUUGAAUUACUUGCAGGGUUUUGAAAACAAUGUUAAUUGCAAAAUUCGAAACCGAAUGCAAUAGUUGGCAAAUUUUCAAAAAACAUUGGUCGAGAAUAUAUGCGGUACACUGUCCUUAACAUAUUUUUAACAAGGCAGCAUUCGUGAGGAAAGCAGGUUUUACUGAUGUUUGAAAUCUUUGCAAACUCGCCUUCGACUGCCAACGGUCUUUAUCGUUUAUUGAUGCGAAAAGGGAAAUGUGUAAGAUGAUAACCUUAGGGGGAGACGGUAAGAUGACUGGAUUGGAGGUCGGGGCGACAGCGUGAUCGGCUUCGGGACUGAAUGUUUACCGCUGACUCAAGUGUUGUUUAGACCCUUUAGUAUAACUUCACUGCCAGGCGAACCCAGAGUUAGACACGUGAUCUAACAAAGCACUCAUCGUUGGCUUCCCCUUAUGAUUUGCAACGGUGCACAAUGGUGAAGCACCUUAAUUUUCCCACAUGGUAACCCUUUAUUACAACUUCCCGUGGACAGGAGCAUGGACGUUAUCACUCUAGAGGAUUUCACAAGUCCUACAGGUAUCCCCUAAUUCAUGCUCCUAUAUUCCAUUACGCAGUAACUCAAACAAGGAAAGCUGGUCAACGGAGCACUUCGAUGAGCUCACUCCGAUAGAUUUAUAGCGUUGGAUGGAGGCGGAAGCAAACAGAUGGGCGUGAAAACUGCAUGAAACUGUAACUUAGAACAGACAGUCGAAAGUCAUUCCCGUUCAUCUCAGCAUUCCAUACCCAGUUCGGAUUUUAAGUUGCAGACGAAAUGAGUGUAUAUUUGUCAUCUUGGCAGAUGCGAUUAUUAGAUAAUGAGACUCUAAGCGCCCCUUGUUCAUAGUCACGUCUUGUAUGAUACCCAAGUGUGGAAGGGAUCUAAAACGUUAAACUAGAAAGAGAGAGAAGACGCGCGCACACAGUGAAGAAGUUGAAGCCUAAGAAAUAAGUUUACACAGAGUGGUAUUACAAUAUGUAGUUGAGUCGUUUCAGACGAUGCCCGUCGUGUACUCCACAACAUGUUGUGAGCGGGACAGUGAAUUGUAGGGGAAUUAGUUUAAAGUGACAUUAGCAUUGCGAUGCACUUACCACACUAUCUCCUCCCCGCCUGGGCCUGGGGCAUGACAAAGUUGAGAAGACCGAAAGCGGGAGAAAGCGCCGGCGACUGACAGGGCGAAACUCGCACCUAAGCAUGGCAACACACCUCAUGGUCCAAAAUGUAAACUGCCCAGGGAACAGCUCGGAUUCUAACUGAGUGAGUGUGCCAUAAAGGCCACAUAAGGCAGUAGCCGCGGGGGCCUUACUCGCCGACCUCCAAGGAGGACCGAGCUUUGCCGUUACUUGAAAGUCCCCCGAGCCAUGGAAUCAGACUGUUUAUAGUGAGGAAUAUGCGCUAAGACCGUCGACCACACUUACUUUUCACUCCCGCUCACCAGUCUUCCGCCCGAGCCGGUAUGCUGGCUGAUGCGAUGAAUGGGAAAGGUGGCUGACAGGGCUAGAGAGCCCGUCUGUACGUUCCACAUGCAAAACCUGACGCCAAAAUGCACGCACCAGAAGUAAAUAUAAAGGAUAUCACACAUGUGAGAGCGCAGUAAAGAUGGAGUCAUCGCAGUCCAACUCUCAUUUCGUCAGUUAGUCAACAUACAAACACAUGCAGGACUGACUACGUGGUCUGAUUUGAAACGUCAGUUGGCAACCUUCGAAGCCGCAUCUUUUAAUGUGCCAGAUUUUUUAUAGUAAGGAUUUAUACGCUGAAAGUCGUCACCACUCCAUCGACCCCGUCCAGUUAACUGCCCCAACCGGUCGGUCAAGGGAUUCUGAAGUUGAAAGAGGUGGCUGAUAGAGAUAAGUAUAACUCGUCUGCGAGUCUCAUACACACGGCCUGACCUCCCAUGCGUACACACUGGUAUUUUGUACCAGGGGAAGACUGCUUUAUUCUCAGGUGAUAGAGAAGCCAUAUGCAGAAGUAGCCGAAGAACGUCCUUCUAACUUGCGUGAGUGUGGUUAAAUUGUGUGACUUUACAGGUGCUCAUGUGUAAUGCAUGUGUUGAUGGGGAACUGUGUGGUGAUGCAAUCGUGUCUGCGGCGAUUUACCACAAAUUUUUGUAGAGACGCAUGUGACUGAGUACUUCCGUGUGAUGGCUGAAUGUACAAGGGCAAUGCGGGUAACUGAGGCGAUGGCGGCGGGUGUAUGUUGGUGCUCCAGGCACUGGCUCACCUGUCUCUGCGCGAUGGAUUCGCAAGUGACCGACCAGACCUGUGCGUGAUGUGCAUGUGCGGUGAUAGUAUGGGCAGGCUAGCUUGGGAACUGGUGGGUCGGUUGGGGUUCCUACACUAUAAAGGGUUAACGGUGCUGGUGGAUGGCGUGUUGAAAGGGCUGGUGACGGAAAUGUUUUUAGGUGUGCAAGGUGUGCUAGGGGUUUCGUCAUUGCAACACUGCUGUUGUUAGUGAUGGGGGCGUUGGGAAAUGGAGAAACGAUUAGGCUGGGGGUGGUUGAUGUGCAAGUUGUGUUAGACGUAUUGAUACUGCCGUCCAUUCCGAUGUUGUGGAUGCACAUGUGACCGAAUACACCCAUGUGGUGAAUGAAUGUAGUGAACAGUGGAGACAGUUAACAUGAAUGCGGCGAGUGUAUGUUAGUGCGCCAGACACCAGUUCUCCAGCUUCUAUGCGAUGGAUUCGCAAUUGACUGAUCAGGCCGAUGAGUGAGGAGAGUGAACAACAUCAAGUAAGACAGGUCGAGAUCGAGUCCCCAUCGCUGGUGAUGGAGGCGAUGGUGGUGAUGGUAGUGGUCGAAGAGGAGUUGGAAACGUUCUCACCAGUAGCGUAGGGGGAAAAUCUGGUAGUCGUCGCAGGGACUGUGCUAAAGAUGAUGGACGUUACGGUGAUCGACGUCAACGGGGCAUCAAGAGUGUGAUCAUCCGUAGUGGGGACCAUCGUCGCGGGCGUUGUGGGGAUCGGUCCAGGGGUAAAAUUGGGGGUGCUCUAAGAGGCAGCAUUUGGGCUCGUUUUAUUGUUUUAGGACGGGGUCCGGCGAUGGCCAAUGAGGUCGAUCCGCACGGAAAAGCCGUUGGCAGCAUGAACAUAGUGGAAGAGGUUAGGUGUUGUUGUUCUGGAUCGGAGGCGCCUGGGACUUGGAAGCAGCUGUUUCGGAUUUGAGAGCAGUUAUUAGAUUAGCCUCAUAUAUUGCUGCCCCGGUUCUUGCGGCUGUCCUCCAGACCGGCCGGUUCUGCGAGACGUCUUCCCAAGUCUUCUGGUUGAUUUCUAGUCGCUCCAAGGAAUUCUUCAAGAUAUCCUUGCGUUGACGGGUUUGAACAGCGAAAUCUCUAUAGAAGGGUCGUCCAGGUAGUCAUUCAUCCUCCAUCCCCACGAGGCGGCUGCUCCGGCGCAGUCGCGGUUGCCUCACUACGACGUGGAUGCUAAGGAUUCUGGUCCAUUCCAAAGCUUCCAUCUCAGGGAUCCUGUCUUGCCAACGCAGCUUUGGUAUUCUGGGGGGACAGCUGGGGUGGGAGUGAUUCAAUUUCCGCCCUUAUUCCUCGUAGGCUCUCCAAGUCUAAGAUCAUUACAGCGGCGUCAACAAGAUGACAGCUUUGUGCAUGUCCAGUUUGGUGUUAGGACGAAAAAGUGUCGUUUCCAUAUUGUGAUCUGCAGCCGACCGAAGACCCAGGUGGCUUCGUAGAUACGGUGAAUAAAUUCGUCGUCCAUUUUGAUGUGUCAAGGUCGAUGUGUCAUUGGAGGCCGUAUGCGCCGUGAUGAUGGCGAAUUUGGCACCGAAGAGGCAAAAACAGGGUAUCAAGACGUCGAACGUCAGCAGUGAGAUAGAACCCGGUAAAGGACGGAAAGCAACCGCUGAACUUGUGCAUCAAGGAGAAACUUUCUUUACAAAGUAACUCAUCAGAGGCAUUUAUAUUAUGAAUAGUUGAGAGUUCAACAAUCAUGGACUCAUGGUUAAAAGCCCCAACGCAUAGUGCAGUUUUGAACCUGUGGAGGUUCUUGCGAAAAACAUAAAUAUGCAUAACUGUGCAGUUACUAAGUCCAUGAUUUUGCAUGGAACUCUGACGUAACAGUUCACUCGAAUUUAAAAUAAGAUAACUUCGGGAUAGUGGCACUGAGAGACCAGUAUUAAUGGGGUAGGUAUAGGGUUGCGGAUUUGAGAACGGAGAUCAUGACGAUCAUGUUAGAUGUCUUCAAACUGACUUUCAGGCCUCGUGAAUCAAUAAACCCAGCAACAACGAAAUGACAGUUCUGUGUAAUCACGUCAAAAAGGCUAUUCAUAGGAGGAAGACAGCGCUCAGGGGGUGCAUAAUUAACCUGUUCUAUUCUGUUCUAUAUAAGCAUGUCGUUUCCUUUAUUUUGUAACGGCUGUCAUGUGAGUCUUAUCUUCGGUGGGCGCUUAUCCGACUGAUAAUUUGCCACUCCUCUGAUAGCACAUGCUCCUAUCCCAUGGGCCGAGCCAGACUGGGAUGGAUGGGACCAUGGCCCGGUACCAAGUCGUUCGUCCUCUCCCCUUAGAGCGACCUACCCCGUAUUGGUUCGCCAAAUGCUAAGCCAUUCUGCUUUCACUUUGAAGUGAUUCAAACACAAGUAACCGUAUUUCACCCACCAGGCUGUGGAGCACGCUGUGAAUAUCGUGUAGCGGUUAAGCGGUGAUGGUGUACGCUCAGUACGCCACAACUUCAGGUUAUAUCCCAAGUUGUUAGAAGCAGGACGCCAUUUGGUUAGGACACUUUGUUCUGUACAGAAUAAUGAAGGGGAAAGUUGGCAACUGGACGAGGAUGUGUCCGGCACCGCGGAGGCAGCGUCUGCGAGAGCGACGAGCACUGCGUCGCCGAAGGUCGCCGCUGCAGAUUGUUUACACUAGUGGUCUGGCAGCGCCCGCCAAUGUACCAAUCAGCGAGAGGAGGAACGUUGAUUGGCUCCGAGCCCACACGAGGGUAGUGACAAGCCUCUCAUGGUGCAGGCAGAUAAUCGACCAGGUGCGUGUCGCAGACGGUGAAUUGCAACGAAAACAAUCGGAGCCGGGCAGACGUGCGUGCCACAGCAGGCUGUCACUAGGACUUAGAUGCAGGCGUUAGCGAGAGGCGCGACGUAGCCAUUAUGGCUGUCCACUACAAUCGUUGUCGUAUGGUGGUCAAAUUGUCAUAUUGGAUGUUCCCUCAAUCGAUGGCACAAUAGAAGGAAAUUCCCCCGUCUACCAUGAGUGUAUACAUUGCUUUUACUCCUUUCAAUGAUGACAGUGGAAAUGGAGAGUGAGAUUAUUGUCUACUCUAGCCGGACCUGAACGUACCAACGUCCAGUCCCGGGUGAUAAUGCUGAGGCUGUCCAGUGGUCAUAUUAAUUGCAAAGUGGACAGGGAAUAUUCACGAAGAGUUAGCAGACUUCGCAAAAUCUAAAUGUCACGAAUGACAUAAGGAGGUCACGUAUCUAAGCGAUUUUUCGAACGCGAGGAAACCAACGUUUUGUAAGAAACAUUUAAAGGAGAGGAAUUUCAUUAGUAUAAGUAGCGAUGAGCCUAUACACUGUCUGCAAGGCGCCUGAUCUUGUCGAGAAUCCGCGGGCAAUAAUCAUGUGUUGACAUAGUCUUUGUGGGAAUCCAGGAUCAUACGGUGACCAGAGUACUCUUGAGGGAAUUCCUCUGAAUGGAUUGACGCACAGUGUUUCAGGAAUGUGUGUUUGCUAUGUAAACCCCAAAGUAAGCCAAGAAAUGGAAGACUGAUUAGAAAUGACUUCUAAGACGUCUCUGGCUGUUUGAAUGCUGUAGUGCUCAUCAUCCUUCGGCAUUUAUGUCCCGUGCGUCACCCUUAUUAAUAGCAACGGUCCCCGCACUCAAUUUAAAGUUUUUUACCUAGAUUCAAGAUGAUGCUUUCUAUUCCAAUCGUUUUGUUGUACUAUGCCCUGCUCUUGGUCAAUCCCAUGCCCGCUAAGUUUAUUUUGCCCUCUUUCCACUAACAGUAGGUUGCCCCAUUCUUCGAUAGCGUGCAUUACUAUACUUUCCAUCGUCCAGCGCCCCACUACAUAUGGUAUUGCGUAAUGUAGGUUUACUUCUCUUACAGAUCUUAGUAGGGAGAUGGCUAUCACUUUACCGCGUGAGUUCUUGGCGCCAAACCAGAUCAAUAAUGCACUUGUAGUGUAAGCUGCCCAACAGUGCUAAGUACCGAAACCCUUUUAUUCGACACCCUCCCCACCCUAAGAACGUAAGACAGUGAUCUGAGAGGAAGGUUGGGGAUUAGUUAGGCUGACAGGAAUACGGAUGGUAGUUUGGACAAGAAAGGCAACAUGGGGAGGUCCUUUUGGGGGUGGACUAGUUGGCCUGGAGAUGGUGUUUGGUUGAUCCCUCAAGCGAGAACGGGGAUAAAGUGUGGAGACGUUGGGGAGGCGUUCUCCGGUCCAGGGUGCCCCAACAUCACUUGUCCUCGGUAGUUAUGGGACCUCCAGACGAUCCCGGUAGAUUUAACGUGAUCGAUGCUGUAAACUGUCGUGUAUGUCAGUCUUGAGGUGUCCAAUCAGGUUAAAGUUGGAAGAUGGCUACUGCGGCGCUUUGUUGCCAGUGUAUUUUAGUGGCCGACAACGAACACGUUAGCACACACACUUAUAAAGGGUUCCCGCUGUUGCUACCUGGCCCACGAGAAAACUGAACUGAGUUGGAAAGCAUCACACCAAGACGCACAUGCCGUGAGCGUCAAAAAGUGCCAUAUAUAGGAAGAGUAUUUUAAAAUAAUGAUCGUGUAAACGUGUAGAAAGGGUACAAUGCAAUAUAAAAAAGGCGUUACAUCCGGGGUGGGGGAGUAUUCUGUUGUGUCCGCUAGAUCACAGGUGAUGAGUGUGGCGCUGGAGGCAGCUGUGGAGGAGGGACGUGGGGAUGCUGAAUUUAUGGAAAUGAGAACGCGAGACGAUCCAAGACGAAAAUAACCGUGGAUACGACUGUAAACAGCCAAGAAUGGAAGGGGCACCGGCAUCUUUCCGACACUCCAUCACGCCAUCUUCAUCCUGAAUGGGCGCCUAAGUGUACUUCACUCCAGUUAAACAGCCUGUUCAGGCCGUGGUGCGUCACAGGUUAACCGGCAACGCGCUAGGAAACUAGCAUUACUAAGCCAUGACUACAUAUCUACAUUGGAACACUUUCGGCACUGAAGUUGAAUUUUCACCAGUAGUCGGUUUUAUCGUUAUCCGAAUCAUCGUUUUAGUCAUCUGGUUGCGUUGAACUGCAUAUUUCCUUAUUUAAGGAGCAAAGUUAUAACCGUGUCUGGAAGUAUUCAGAACCCCUGUAUUUUUUUGAAGCAUGUGAUUGAUUACUUUUUUUCAAAUAUCAUGUCGAAAAUUCGGUUGGCUGCAAUCACGUUCAGCGGAAAUACCUCGUAACUCUCACACCUGACUACAAUUGUAAGAAAUUAAUUUCUUACGAAAACUUGGUUAAAAGCCUACGUAAAUAACUGGGUAAAGUGGGGCUUUAUUUUCGCAUUCUGACUAACCCCAGGGACUAACGUUAGGGCAGUGUUGUUAUCAGGGUCGGUGAUAAACCAGCAGUGGAUGAUAUGGGGUAUUGUAGUCAUUAGUUUGUUGUAUGCAUUGUAGAACUUACUGAACUUGAAGUUGGUGGUCACUUACGAACGCGUCAACCACGUCUGCCUAUGUCGACUGCAGCUGUCAUGAUGGCUUCAGUGGGCACUUAGUUAUGUCCACGUACGUACCGCUUUCUUCGGCCUGAACUUAAGUUCGAAUUCCUAUGCCGUUCACUCCCGUUUCAGGAAGAAGAGCUUGUGAGAAGUGAAUUAACUUGUUUUGGUGAAUAGGAUCUAAUCACCAGCAACUUUUUCGCGACUGAAUACUCCUGACUGAAACGCACUAUCGUACGCUUUGAUAGCCAUCAGGCUAUGGCAUUUAGUCGCCGAGGGCUAGACAUUUGCUAACCCCUUUGACUUGCGAAAUAGCGCAGGACUAGCAACCUAAUUGGCUGACAGCGCCCGAUAUGUGCGAGUAAGGGAGCUUUUCUGCUACACCCCCUCCUUGAUGCUCACCCGAGUGCACUUUGCACAUCACGCCGGAGAUGUCCCUUUGCGCGUACGCACGAAUGCCCUUUGUUUAGAAUUUAGGCGCCUGUCCGGUGACUUAACUCGCCUUAGGCUACAACGCCCUCAACUCACCCGAGAAGGCGCGUCAACUUACUGUCCCCGUGUGGACAGUGUUCGCCAAGAUUGCUGAAAACGUCCACUCAAUCGCAACAUUAGCCCGCGACCGGGCUAUCCGUGGGCGAGUAGAAUGCUAUCAGGGGCGUUAGCGAAAGAGCAGUGUGUCUACAUUUAUUUUCGUGUGAAAUGUGAAUAGUGCUCACUUCCACUUCGGGAUAUUUCUCCACCACAUUUUCAGUAACUCUUCGAAGUACGUCCCUCAGGAGCUUGCAGGCACCCACCCUUCGAAAUUCAAUGUCGAACAAUGAUUUGGGGGAUCAUGCUUUAUGACACCUUCCACCAGACCCAUAAUGCCGUGAAUAUUGUGCAUCAUUUGGCCCUUGCCACUAAGGUCUGUGAAGAAUCCAUUAAGCACCUUCAAUAGGGCAUCACGGCGAGUAACAGCCAGCAACUCGUGCUACAGGGAAGGCAUCUUGUCGAAGCAACCAGUGGCACAAAGUCCAUUUAAAGGCAUUUCUAGGUGACCUUUCGAAAUAUGAAGCUGAGGUGAGUGCAAACAUUCCACACUUAGAAGCGUUGACUCUUCGGCACCACUUGGUUUGACUUCGUAAGGCAGACAGCUAUCGUCGGACACCAAACGCACAUUUGUAUAUCGGCCCCCAACCCGGGUGUAUGAUGUUCUUGCAAUGACUGCAUCUAGUUCGUAAUCUAAGGGGUAGCAUUACCAAUCCUGGUUAAGGGACAACAAGGUAUCAGAAUAACGGAGAACCGUGUAUCCUAUGUAGUUCAUUAGAUGCAGACAAGAAGUUGGCAUCAGCCAUAAGCUUUGGCCACGUAUAGAUGCUCAGUUUUAUCCGACAAAUCUCUGUAUGCCCAGCACCAUGUGCACAGAAUUUUUCAUUAUGCUUAUGAAAAGCCGGAGACCGUGCAUUUCAAACGGUGCCCGAUAUUAUGACGUAAACUUGUCUCCGUAGUAAUUGAAAAUCAUACCUCUCAUCGCACAUUUUGUAUUUGACCUUCAAACUUACUGGUUUCCUCUUUCCAUUGUAAAUACCUGUUGCAUGUUCACCAGUGUUGAUUGAUUCGGCCACGAUAAGUAGGGUAGACAAGAAGUCAACACUGGGUUUGGGAUGCGGCGGAGUCUCACAUCCCAAACUGCACAGUUAUUCCCUUUGAGUUUGCUUGCAUUAUUGCCUAUCGUAUCCGUCAGCUGUCGUGUUGAGCCUACUUAAGCGUACUUCCCUUCGUCUAUCGUAUGACGUCAGCUACAUCUUCAGUCUACAGAACUUUUAUGGUUUGUGGCCGUACCAGCUCCAGUCGCUUUAGAACCUGCCAAGAUAUGCUUGCGACAUUUGGGAUUUAGGCUGUACGUCACAGCCCGCCACCUUAACUUUUCCCUCCACGGUCAGCUAUCCAUCCCACAGCUCCUGAUAGAUGCAUUCCAAUGCAGUUCCAAGGAGAUAGUGUGUUCUGCAUCCGCGAGCAUGUAAUAGCGGCUUUCGUCAUCGUUUUUAUACAUCAGGUAACCUGUUGGCCUAGCCGUUGGAUACCCAACGCGUUCAUGGAUGGCGGAUAGUGGAACGGUCUUCCGUGAAGAGUAACAGCAAAGUGGGCAGGCUCUUCGGCUUAGCGAAAAAACAUUCGCAGACCAUCACUGAUAUUGCUAUCAGGGCGCAAAGUGCUGAUGUCUGGCUCGUCCACGCUUGCCAAAAGCGAGGUCUUGAAAGUUAGUACUGGUGGCCAGACAAUCAUGGUGCUGCAAAAAUUUGCUGAACAAAGUGCCUCAUCGUAUUACUCCGGUCUUGGCUGUCGGUUUCUCGUAGGGUUCCGUAACAUAGUAUGCGACUCCUGUCAUUCCGUAGGGCGCAACUUUGCCAGAGCUCGUAUUCGCAGUGUGUUCAGGCCCCUUAUUUCGCCUCUAGUUGCAAACCUUGGUAAAAAUGGGCGCCUGAACCUCCCCCCCCCCUUAACGGAUAUCCGUUUCCUGGCCGGAUAACAGGGAAACUCUCAGACCCACAACUCUUAUGUUUAUAGCCAAGUUUUAGGAAAAAUCCUAGUGACUUAUAAGUCGCCUUGAACUUCUGGCCGCAUAAAUGCACAGGUUUCAUCUAUUGAUAAGGCGCUGAAGCGUCUUACAUGGACGAAAUAACCGCCAGAAUUCCCGACACCAUCUGAACCAACCGUCACCAAGAUCUAUGGGUAGUCCAAAAACCCGAAGUACCAUUGCGACCGGUAGUAUCACUAAUCGGUGCACCAAAUUACGGCAUUUCAAAGUGGAUAUUCCACCAGACCUGCCCACGCACGAGGGAUUUUCAGACUUCCAUCAAGAACUUUAUACAGCUUCUAGAGAAACUGAGAGGAAUCACAGUUUCCACUGAUUAGGUAAUGGUCUCCUUCGGUGUCGUUUCUUCGCUCGCAUCCAUAUCACUAGAUUUACCAAGGUUAUUCACAGAGGCACACCUACGGCCCUCUGACGAAUGUUCCCGCAGUGGCCCUACUAAGACGAUAUACGUUUGCCAAGAAACCAGCUUUUGUUCGAUUACCAAUACUAUCAACUAAAGGGACCUCCUAUGGGGUCACCUGUAUCUGACUUUCUUGCCGAAGUAACAACACAGAAACUGGGAUCUACGGCUUCUCGGUUAGUAAACCCCAAGUUGCGGCCACAAUAUGUAGGCGACACAUUUGUUGUCGUUAAAAAAGACCAAUUGGAAACGCUCCACAACAUCACAGACCUAAACAUUCCGAGUUAAGCUCAUACUCGAGAAACAGGUCAACAGUAACCUCAAAUUUUGGAUGUUCUCGUACAGCGUAGGACUGAUGGGAUAUUGCACUCUUCUGUUUACGCAAGCAAAACUUAUGCGGAUGUCAUUGCACAUUAUAACAACAACCCAAUCUAUCGCAGGCGGAGAACCGUCAACAGUCUGCCUAACCGAGCAAAAACACAUUGUUCUGACGAAGAAAGGCGCCCAAGUCGAGCUAAAAUACCUUUUUGAAUUAGUUUCCUGGAGUGGUUACCCUUGAGAAUCUAUACUUCAAUGCAUGAGACAACAGCAUUUAACAGAAAAAGAGCUAGAUAGUUUCAAUCGGACGCCCGAAGCAAAUACUUAGUGAAUCCUUCCGUACACUAAGAAUGUGUCUGAGUUCGUUGCAAGACGCCUGGGGAGACACCAAACACUAAUGACGAACAGACUGACUUCUUUACGUAUUCGGCUUGCACACCCUGAGGAUAGGGUUAGUUAUCUUGAUAGAAAGGAAGUCGUCUACAAGAUCCUAUGCGUUGCCUGCGAUGCCGCACAUUAUGGCCAAACAGAAAAUCUCCCUCAACACGCACCUACGAGCAUGAACUGGCGGUUAGGAGGCGAAAUCAUCCGUCUCAAAUGGCCGUGCAUACCCUAUAUACCGGGCACACCUUCGCCUGCGACAAAACUCGCGUCUGCCCUAACAAAGAGGCUGACUCUCUCGAAGCCAUUCACUCAGAUGGAUCAUGUACCAAUCAGCGCACUGAGGUGGAUGUCGCGUACAAAAAUCUCAAAGGAAAUGGAAGAGGAGAACCAGCCGAUACAUAAUAAGGCAGACGGCGACUGCUUACUGGUCCCAGCAGACCUGAAUCUUAACUGUUUUGACACCUUUGCUCGACGUCUGACAACCUGGGCAUUCAGCGUCGAAAAGUUGUCUAACAAAGUUUCCCACUUUUCCCCCAAGAACGUAUCCGACUUCAUAUUAACCCAAUCGUGGGGCUCACGGCACUGCAUGCACUGUCAAAGCCCUCACCAGUCACCAUGUGUUCGUCGCUUACUGGGAAAGAUGUACCGCGUUACUGCACAACUUUCCUAAUUAUUUUUAGGUGUCAAAUCUUUAGACAUCUAUAAAGCGUCUGUACAAGCCACCACUUUGUUAAUGAACAUUUAUGCUCCUCCUAAAAGGAGGAUUAGUAAUCUGAAGACUGGUUUCAUGCACAAUAUGAAAUCUCGUUGAUUACCCGUGCUAUUCCAUUAAGAGGCGUCUCAGCAGCUGACGUUUCAGAUUCAUUCCCAAACGCAUCCCCAGAUGCUAGUGAACACAUGAGAUGUCAAGUCCGUGCCCCAUCAAAGGUUUCCUUCUCAGCUGUUUCACGGAACUUGCCUUUUCGCGUGCGCCGUACUAGUCGUUAGUUUAGAAUCCUUGUCUUUACGGCAGAUAGGACCCGCAUUUCACUGUCAAUAAAACUCCCCUUUCUCUUUUAUAGAUGGUCGGAACGACUGGAUUCCAGCAUCAGAGAAUUACGGUGAAUCCCCCCGAAAAAGGUAG
Molecule: messenger RNA, 22082 nt
Organism: Spirometra erinaceieuropaei
Lineage: Eukaryota; Metazoa; Platyhelminthes; Cestoda; Diphyllobothriidea; Diphyllobothriidae
Source: the annotation of a GenBank genome assembly